CUCCACUCAUCAAGCAGGGGAUGGACUCCCAGCACAGCUCCCUGCUUGCCGCGCUGAUAGAAGGAAUCACAGCUCUUUGCUCUCAACCUGGUGACUUCUCCAUGCCUUUGUGCCAGCCUGGAGCGAGCACACAGGUGAAAGCAGAAAGCAGGGCACAGCUUCUGCUCUGAUCCUGAGUUAAAAGGUAGAAGUCUCACUUGUUUUGCACAAGGAGCCCUCCCCACUACCUACUGUGUGCUUGGCCACAGACGAGCAGUGGGAGAGCACUGGUGGCUGCCAAACGCCCUCCAGCAGCAGGAGCCUCGGACCACUCGUGACAGUGCCGUAGGGCUGGCAGACACGGCUCUAACUCUCAUCUCCACACUGGGUGGAGCUGCUCCAGUGGAGCACACACACAGCUGCUCCAGCCCUCAAACAGAGGGUCUGCUCUGCUCCAACCCCCACCUCAACCCUUGGCUGCUGACCUAGGCUCAGAAGAUGGAUGGUCCAGACCUGAGCUGGCUGGUGAAUCGCUCCCUUCCACUGGGCUCUGCUCAAUACCCUGAGCUCAGACUCGACCUGCUCGACAGGAAACUUUCCUGCCUGCAGCUGGCUGCCAUGAGGAAUACGAACAUCAUCCUGCAGCACUACAACUUCACAGGCAAGCUGACCAACCGGCAGUCUGGGGAUGAAGGCAUGGGUCUUAUCCGCACAACCUUUGCCAUCAUCAGCUGCGUCAUCAUCCUGGAGAACCUGCUUGUGCUGCUGGCCAUCUUGCGGUGUCUGCGAGCCCGCCGCUGGGUCUACUCCUGCAUUGCCAGCAUCACUGUGAGCGACCUGCUCGCAGGAAUUGCCUACCUUUCUAAUCUCUGCCUCUCGGGCAAGAAGACCUUCCAGCUUUCACCUCAGCUCUGGUUCCUGCGGGAAGGCAUCCUCUUUAUUGCACUGGCUGCCUCCACCUUCAGCUUGCUUGUGACUGCCAUCGAGCGCUACAGUGCCAUGGUAAGGCCGAUUGCUGAGAAUGAAGCCAGCAAGACGCUGCGCUUGCGCAGCUUGAUCGUCUCCUGUUGGCUGCUGGCCUUCGUCAUUGGACUGCUUCCACUGCUGGGCUGGAACUGCUUGUGUGACUUCAAUGCCUGCUCUGUCCUCCUUCCUCUCUACUCCAAGAACUACAUCCUCUUCUCUGUAGUCAUGUUCAGCAUCAUCCUCCUGGGGAUCAUCGGCCUCUACAUCUCCAUCUUCCAGCUGGUCCAGGCCAGUUCUAAGCAAACCACAUCUCGGCACAGCCGCAAACGGUCCCUGCGCUUGCUCAAGACUGUGUUGAUGAUCCUGGGUGCCUUCAUCAUCUGCUGGAGCCCCCUCUUUGUCCUGUUGCUCUUUGAUGUCUUCUGUGAGACUCAGACCUGCAAGCACCUCCACAGCUUGGACUGGACCUUGGCUCUGGCCAUGGUUAACUCAGGUGUUAACCCCAUCAUUUACUCCCUCCGGAGCGUGGAGGUGCGCCGUGCCGUGGGAAGCCUGCUGUGCUGCUGCUGUGUCAGGGUCGGGCUUUGCAAGCCUGGGAACUGCUUGGUCAUCACAGACAUCAACUCCGGCUCAUCCACCGAGAGCUCACUGCACUACCGGGAGAGCUUCCGCAGCUCUGCAGUGCUGAACAGCCGGCCCAGAGCACCACUCUCCAGCAACUCCAGCAUGAUGAGCAAUCUCCCCAGCUUCUGAGAGGCCAUGGGGAGAGCAAGAGAUGCCAGACAGACCACCAGGACCUCAUGCUGCUGGUCCUGGCCUGGCAAAACUGUAGCCCACAUGCAGCUCAAGCUGACCAGGCGCAGUCCCACCCUAGUUGUCAACCGUGGCCAGGCUCUCCAGUCCCUUCAGACUGGGAUGUUGCUUCAGCACAGGGACAGACAUUGCUCCUAGGGUGGGAGUGAAGGAUACGAGCACACGAUGGGACUGAUGCUCUGCUGAGACAACUGCUGUGCCUGGGUUAUAUGUGGUCCCUGCUCUGUGUGUGCAUGUAUAUAGAUGCUGUACCUGCCUAGAUGAGGGUAUUGUGUCCCAGGGCACAGUGACAAACAGGGUAGGUAUCCCCAGCCAGACCGCCCCUCAAACCCUUGGAAUCAGGCUGGGCUGGCAGUGCUGCCACUGCAUGUCAUGCAGGGCUAGAGGCUGUCCUUGAGUCUUCUCCUGCAGCUGCAGCCUUCUGGAACUGCUGCGAUGGGCACAGCUGGUGGGAAAAGAUGCAGGCUUGAUGUCUUGCCAGGGAGUCAAGAACAACUGGGUUUGCAAGUACAAGUGUGUGCAGCUGUGGGGCAGCUCAGAGGCCCCUGGCCAGGAACUGAGUGCCCCCCUUAGUGCAGCACAAACCAGCCGCAGGAAGGCAGAAGGCUGCAGCAAUAGCCCAACCCCUCACUGGAGCACAGAAGCUGGGCACCGUGCCUGGGCAAAUGCUGUGACAGUGCUUACAGCCUGGCAGCAAGAAGUAAGAGCACUGCUGUGCUUCAGGGCAUGGGGCUGCACCUGCAGUGACAGCCCUAGCACCACCACGGGCAGAAGGAGGGACCCACAGUGACCGCAGAGGCUGGUGCCACCCUGCACGGCAGAGCUACCUGCUCCCAUCUGGCUGAACCCCGCAGGUAACGUGCCUGUACAGCAGAGGGUUCACAGCGCUGGGGCCUGUCAGAGAGGUGGGUCACGCUCCAGCAAAUCUGCCCUGUUCUAAGGUCCCCACACAGGGGGUGACACCCAAUGUGGUGGGCACUGAAAGGCUGAGCAGCAGCCUGUAGAUGGCUUUGCAUUCUAUUGUCUCUGGUGGGGUUUGGCUCACACCUGAACAGAUGCAGCAGAAAUUUUUUGUUUCCUCUUCCUCUUUGGGACAAAAAGGGUGAAUCCUUCCAGAAACCUUCCCCAAAACACUGUUUGCAACAGAACAGAUUUGCAAGAAUCACUUAAAUGGUCUGGAACAGUCAGCACCUGGAGGCAGGAGCAGGGUGGAGCCUGCCCCAAGCCCUUCUGAAGUUCAGCACAGCUGAGGAACAGGAGCAGAAUGGAGGUCUGAUCCUAAGGUCUGAAAGAAAGGUCUGGUCCUAGCAUAUGCUCUAAGUGCUACCACAUCUGAAGAAGAGGGUUGCCCGUGCUCAGCCAGGGAAAUGUUCUGAGGGUCUCCACCUCCCUGUGAGCUGCACAGCAUCAACAGCCCAGAAGGUACCCGAGGACCCCCGGAGCCCUGGGCUCACAGCACUCAUACAGAUUCUCUCUGCUGCCCCAGGGCUGAGCACUGCUGCCCUGACCUCUCCAAAUGCCAUCAUGCCUUCUUUCCCCUGAGCUUGCAGGCCAGUAACUGCCUGGCUGCAGCCUCUGGCCCUGUUAGUUUGCUGUCUGUUUUCUGUGAAGUAGUGGAGAGAUCCCAAGUUGCUGCAACUUCACAGGCAGGAAGCUUAAGAGGCUGCCAAGUUGUGCUUGGAUGCAGCUGGCAGCAGAAAUGGAUGUUUCUAUGGGCAGGCAGAUAGAUGUGCUGCCUGAGGUUGGUGGGGGGACCCCCCCCGGGGCAAGGCUGGCUGGGGACAGUGAGGGCUUUUGCAGGGCUUGGAGACCUUUGCACCAGGGCCGGGGCCAUGACAGAGGCCAGGCUGCACCAGCAGCUCCCAAGGACCCAACAGAAAAUGCAGGAUGCCUGCUGGCACAGGGAAGGGGAGGCGGGGGGCACGGUGACACCCACAUGCCAGGCCUGCAGGCUGCAGAAGCUCAUCAGGGCCAGGCUUCAGCCCUGCUACCGAGAGGACUGUUCUGUCCUCACCACAGCCCCAUUGCUGCCUGGCUCUGAGACCCAGUGGGGCUCACGGGGCACGGCCAGCUCGGGCCUCAGAGUCCUGCUCUUCCAUUGCCCAACCACGGGAAAAAUCGCAGCAGCACCCGAGUGCCUCCUCUCACCACCCAAGGAGGCCAAAGCCACCGUGGCAGCGGGGAGAAGCUCCCACUGACAGAACCUGCUGGUGCGGCCGCUCCGCCGGAGGCGCUGAGCUCCUGGCCCAUUUGUUUUGCAAUAAACCCAGGCGAUACGGGA
Messenger RNA from Falco peregrinus (peregrine falcon), 4039 nucleotides. It is a transcript of the gene S1PR4, whose product is annotated as sphingosine-1-phosphate receptor 4. The record is from RefSeq and is a predicted model, not a curated record. Gene Ontology annotation, biological process: G protein-coupled receptor signaling pathway. Gene Ontology annotation, molecular function: sphingosine-1-phosphate receptor activity. The coding region runs from base 478 to 1698 and encodes 406 amino acids. Lineage: Eukaryota; Metazoa; Chordata; Aves; Falconiformes; Falconidae. Gene Ontology annotation, cellular component: membrane. The transcript is spliced from 3 exons.